This is a messenger RNA of Neurospora crassa OR74A, 3037 nucleotides long. RefSeq names its product vacuolar membrane ATPase 4 (gene vma-4). The transcript has 3 exons. The coding region runs from base 529 to 1221 and encodes 230 amino acids. The record is from RefSeq and is a predicted model, not a curated record. Lineage: Eukaryota; Fungi; Ascomycota; Sordariomycetes; Sordariales; Sordariaceae. Gene Ontology annotation, cellular component: proton-transporting two-sector ATPase complex, catalytic domain. Gene Ontology annotation, molecular function: proton-transporting ATPase activity, rotational mechanism. Gene Ontology annotation, biological process: proton transmembrane transport.
UUCGAAGCUCUGCACUGCAGCGGGGCGACAGCGAGCGACUCGUGAGUUCAGUUGGCUGAGUGAUGUCCACCACCACCACCACCACCAGCACCACCACCUAGCUGGAGGUUCAGUUCGUUGCCCAGGGCCGGGGUUGCUGUUGCCAGCCUUUCUGGCUCCAUCCCAGUGCCAAGCCAGCAUCAUCACCCUUCCCCAAGCUGCGUCAACGGGCAACAACAACAUCCAUUAGUCGACGUCGUUUGACGAUAUCCUCCGUCUAAACUAAAUACUACCAGCAACCGCGAUACCCUUUGAGCCCUGUUUUCCACUUUUGAUAGAUCGCCAUCCCCUCAACGUCCCUACACCUCACGUCUUCGUCGUCUUACACUCGACAUCGAUCCAAGUUAGCUCUGCCCGCCACGAGCUUCCCCUCCCAAGGACGACGACGACAUCACAUCCUCCAUCACCGUCCUUCGGAGACCCGAACCACCACCACCACCACCACCACAACACCUAUUCCCUAGAGUGCCUUCAUUAACACCCGCCAAAAUGUCACAAGUUCACGCCUUGUCCGACGAUCAGGUCGGACAAGAGCUCCGCAAGAUGACGGCCUUCAUCAAGCAAGAAGCCGAGGAAAAGGCGCGCGAGAUCCAGAUCAAGGCCGACGAGGAAUUCGCCAUUGAAAAGUCCAAGCUGGUCCGCCAGGAGACGGACGCCAUCGACUCGGCCUACGCCAAAAAGUUCAAGCAGGCCCAGAUGUCGCAGCAGAUCACGCGGUCGACAAUGGCCAACAAGACGCGACUCCGGGUCCUGGGCGCGCGCCAGGAGCUGCUGGACGAGAUCUUUGAGGCCGCCAGCGCCCAGCUCGGCCAAGCCACCCACGACCUGGGCCGCUACAAGGACAUCCUCAGGGACUUGAUCCUCGAGGGCUUCUACGCCAUGAACGAGCCGGAGCUGGUGAUCCGCGCGCGCCAGGCGGAUUAUGACGCGGUCAGGGAGGCGGCGGGGUGGGCGAGCGCCCAGUACAAGCACAAGACGGAUAAGGAUGUCAAGGCGACGAUUGAUGCGGAGAAUCCCGUUCCUGAGGGGAGCGCCGGUGGCAUCAUCAUCGUUGGCGGAAACGGCAAGAUCGAUAUCGACAACACCUUCGAGGCCAGGUUGACCCUGCUUAAGGACAGCGCUCUCCCGGCGAUGCGCAAGGCUCUGUUCGGUGAAAACCCCAACCGCAAGUUCUUCGAUUAAAUGCACCACUUUUUUGGAAGGCUGCGAAUGCGCAGAAGGCCUACAACAAAGCUACGGCACCUGGUGUCCAGGAAAGUGAGAAAGGGGUCCUGUGGACAAAUCUCCAGAGUGAGACGAAAGCCGGAGGUGUACACCAGAGCGUUGGGUGCUUACUUACUACUCGUUGUUUGAUGAUGUUCAAUGACAAAGACGACAAGUUAAGCCAAGAAAAGGUUGGCGAAGGAGUAUGGUAGGUGGUUAUGGAUGAUGGACGAAUGCAUGCAUGGAGGAUUAUCAUGUUAGAGUUUUGUAUGAUACAGUUGUUUUCGCUGUUUUCCCCUCUUGUUUAUCGCAAAGCAACUGUUGUUUCACGCUGUUGGCAUCCUUUGAGUUCCUCUAGACUUUGCCAAUCUUUGAGAACUGUACGUUUCCUGACAUGGCCAACCAUUUACCUCGUAUCUUAACGCUUCUAUAUUGCCUUUCAUUCCAUAUACCGCAGACGAACAAACAGGCAAAGCAAGCCGAAUAUACACCGUACCCAAUAACCCACAAAGUUCAUCAGUAGUAAACAGAGUUCCUCAUAACGCUCAAACACCAAACAUGUCCAUAUAUCCCAGUAAAAGCCCCCAUUCAAGCCUCCUCCGUCUUCGCUGCCCCCGCCGUCGUCUUCCCCAAAAACCUCCUCAUAAACAUCUUUUGCUCCACCCCCUCCCUCUCCCUUCUCUGUUCCCGCUCCCUCUCCUCCUCACUAUCCACGUCCUCCCCCUGCUUCCCAUACCCAGUACUACCACCACCCAAGAUCCCCGCCCCUCCUCCCGCAGACCGAAUCCCAAAGAUAUUCGUCCUGCUCACCGGCUUCGUCCUAACCGCCCACUCCAAUUUUCUCUCCAAGUCUUUUAGCUUGACUUUGGCUUCCAAUCGAGAAAUCUCUGCCGUUGACCCGGAUUGGUCGUGUAUGUUGGACCAAAGAGUGCGGAUGCGGCGGGUGAGGAGGUCGAUUUGGCGGUUAUGCGAUUUGGUUUCGGGGUUUAGUGUUGUUGUGGUGGAUGUUGUUGUUGUUGUUGUUGAUUUAGGGAACGGAAGGGAACCAGAACCAGAAGAAGAAGAAGAGGGAGGGGGAGGAUCGCCGUCGCCGAUGGAUAUGCGUAAUAGGUCGGUUUGGGCCGAGAGAACAAAGUAAUCGGCGGACGAGGAAGAACGGGUCGUCUGAAAGUGGGGAGAGAUGUCGAGGUAGGAGAGAAGUAAAGGGAAGGAAAAAGUCUGGGAAGGGUCGUGGAGGGAAAAUUCUUGGAUGGGGGAAGAGGGGAUCUUCUUGGAUGAUGAUGAUGAUGAUGAUGAUGAUGAUGAUAGAGAAGAAGGGGGGAAAGAGGGUAAAAGAGAGGUGGAAGCGGAGGCGAAGAGGAAGGCGAGCGCUAGGCGGCGGCGGAGGUUGACUAGUUUCGGGGUUUGGUAGGGUAGGGCACGGAGGGCGUCCGAGAGGAGGGAGGAGUCCGUGGUUAGGGCGUAGAGACUGCUGCAGCAGGAGAGGCAGAAGGCGUCGAAAGAGGAAGAGGGCACGGCUUCGACGAGGUUGAUGAGGGUGUGUCGAAAGGUGGAGUGCAGGUCCGGGUUGCGCCGGAUGAGGGCGUCCAUGCCGAGGCGGAGGAGGAGGGUCGUAGAGCGGGUGAGGGAGUCAAUGGACAGGCCGUGGGCGGUCUCGGAUAGGAUGCGCAGGACGGUGCGGAGAGGGGUCCAGUCCCGGUCGAUGUUGUAGGGACGGCCGGGGUCGGGCUUCGUUUGCUGCCCAGUGCCGUCUUCUGAUGGUGAUGGCGUCUCGAUACAUCGCUUGGGUGUGCCG